AUGGCCAGAGACCCGCUAAUUGGAAUCGUCGGCAAGCCCAGUAGCGGCAAGUCGACCACUCUCAACUCGCUAACAGAUGCAACCGCCAAAACAGGCUCUUUUCCCUUCACAACCAUCGACCCCAACAAGGCCACGGGCUACCUGCAAAUAGAUUGUGCCUGUGCGCGGUUCAAGGUCCAGGAGAAGUGCAAGCCCAACUACGGCACAUGUAAAGAUGGACGCCGUUUCGUGCCUAUCAUGCUGCUAGAUGUGGCUGGUUUGGUACCGGGAGCGCACCAGGGCCGAGGACUGGGAAACAAGUUUCUGGACGAUUUGCGACAUGCUGACGCUCUGAUCCACGUGGUGGACGUGUCAGGAACAACCGAUGCCGAGGGCAAGAACACGCGAGGCUACGACCCUGUCAAUGACAUUGAAUGGCUUCAGGAUGAAAUCUUCCGGUGGAUCGAAGGUAACCUCAAGGAGAAAUGGGGAUCUAUUGUUCGAAGGCACACCUCUACCAAGAGCCAUAUUGUGGACACACUGCAGAAUCAGUUUUCCGGUUACGGAUCCAACAAGGAUAUUGUCCAUCGGGCAAUCGACAAGCUGACUCUGCCACCCAUGGAGGAGUGGGAUGAUGAUAAGAUCAGUGAAGUUGUUCGGGCUUUCACCAGGGAAAAGUUCCCCACCGUUCUGGCUCUCAACAAGAUGGACCAUCCCGAUGCCGAUAUGAACGUAUCCAAGAUCAUGAAACGACAUCCUGAUGUUCCCUCGGUUCUCACUUCUGCCAUUUCCGAGGUGUUUAUCCGAAAACUCGCCAAGCAGGGCUACGUGCAGUACGAAGAGGGCACCGAGUUUCUUGACACGGCCGAGGAUCUUCCCGAUGCCGGUCUCAAGCCGCUGGACGACAAGCUCAAGGAGCGGGUCGAAAACGUACGAGACCUGGUUCUGUAUAGAUUUGGAUCCACUGGCCUGGUACAGAUUCUGCAGGCGGCGGCAAACAUUCUCGAGCUGGUUCCCGUCUACCCUGUCAAGAACAUUAACAACUUUGGAGGCGCCCAGGUGUUCAGAGACUGUACUCUGGUGCGACGAGGAUCCACUGUGGCCUCUGUAGUGCGUAAGAUCAUGGGAGAUCUGCCUAUCACGGCCAUUGAGGGUGUUGGGGGAGCUCGCGUGGGAGAAGAGGACACUGUUGAUGUUGGUAAGAACGACAUUUUGUGCUUCAAAAUCGGACCCAAGGCCUGA
Yarrowia lipolytica CLIB122 is the source of this 1221-nucleotide messenger RNA. RefSeq lists its product as uncharacterized. Gene Ontology annotation, cellular component: cytoplasm. The record is from RefSeq and is a predicted model, not a curated record. Gene Ontology annotation, molecular function: GTP binding; ATP hydrolysis activity. NCBI's taxonomy places the organism in Eukaryota, Fungi, Ascomycota, Dipodascomycetes, Dipodascales.